AUGCGGCGAGUUAAAAAAUCCCGGAAUGGCUGUGGGAGAUGCAAGAGUAAACGAGUCAAAUGCGACGAACUUCAACCAGAGUGUUCCCGGUGCACCCGUCUAGGGGUCCGAUGCCCUGGAUAUCUUAAGUCUCUGAGAUGGAUCACCGAGAGUCCUGCCGCAUCAACUUCCGAGGCAGAGGUCAGGUCGACUGCGCCGAAUCAGCCCCCUGUUUUGCCGCAAGAUGAGUCGGCCUUCGAGCAUCAUGACUCGGCUACAGGGGGCUUCGACUUGGAUGAGUCAAAUUCCCUCUGUGAUAACCUUUGGGAUCUCCCGGGCGGAGGAUUACCCGAAUUGACGGAUUUGUCGCCAAUGACGGCAGCAUCACCGUCUUUUUCGCAAUCAAGGGAUUUUGCUCAAGAUUUAGGCCAGUCUGGAGAGGUUGGAGUUGAUCUUUCACAUUUCUUGUCAAUUAUCGGGCCAAUACCCGCACCCGAGGAGCGUAUUGAAACUGUAUGGCGGGACUUCUCGCCUUCGACCGUUGUCCGCAGCUAUCCAUCUAUGUCUCAACGGUCUGCGCCUCGUAACUUGAUGACAAUGUCUCGUCCGUUGAACAAUCCCUCAUGGACUCUUAUUGAGUACUAUUUUAAGGAGGUAGCAGCAUUGUUCUCAAGUUACGACAGUCAAAUGAACCCCUUCCGAACAACGGUAUCUCGUCUCUGGGGAUCUUCUCUGGCCAUGUGUCGAACAAUGCAAAGCAUGGCAGCCGCAACCCUAGUCAAUGACUUCCCUCAAUUCGGUCCAAUUGGCCGAAAGAUGCGCAACGAGGCCGUUGAGAUUAUCAGUCGCGAAUCAGUCAUGGACGAAAAGUCGUUACUAGCGCUUCUCAUGCUCGGACAGACAGCUAGCUGGCAUGACCCAGCUGAUCUAGGUAUAUCUUUCUUCAAUAUGCUUCGGAAGCAGCUUAACUCCGUAUCUUCAACUUCACACAACCAAGACUUCAGCUUCAAUAAGAACGACAGUAAUAACUACCGAUUCUUCGAAGAAGCUCUCAUAUACUGGGAAAUGCUCCUAUCAUUCGUCACAGAUAAUGACACUAUAAUCCUAUCCCAAGAUUAUCAUUCUUCGUCAUCAGGAGAGUCUCUCGUUCUCCAACGAGUCCCACACCCCUGGACCGGCAUCGCACGUGAAACACAGUUCACCGUGCACGAAGUGGGCCAGCUCAUCCGCCGGGAGCGGAAACGCAUUCGAUCAAGAAGAUAUACGUCUCAGGAGGAUAUCAUUCGAGCACAAUCAGCAAUUGAGAAAGCUCGCGAACUAGAAGAACGUCUCUUAGUCCUGGCCCACCCAUCCGAAGCCGAAAUCGUCAGCCCUGGCGACGACGAUACCCCAGUCUGGCACCUCCUCACUAUGGCCGAGGUCUAUAGAUGCACCGGUCUGAUGCAGUUAUACCGCGUAUUUCCAGACUUGCUGUACAGCCGUCUUCCACAGACAUCAGCAUCUUCCGCAUUCCAAUGCCCCGGAAGUACGACUUCAACAUCCAGAGAUCCAUUCUUCCCAGUUGAUUUGGAUAGCAUGAAUCUCUCAGCGUUUGCAAACCAAAGUCCAGGGGCAUCACCACAAGUCCCCAAUCCCGCAAAUAACGCUACCACCUCACCAUUAUCAACCGCUCAUGCAACCACAAAUCCAAAUCCAACUCCAAACCCAACCCCAAACACCUCAGAGCAACCAGACCGCGAAACUCUCUACAACACCUGGCUAAUCGAAUUCGCCACAACAACCCUCUCCCGCUUAAAAACCAUCCCGCUAGAAUCACGAACACGCUGCCUCCAGCCGUUCCUACUAGUCGCAUCAUGCUCUGAACUUCGUCUCCCGCGUCCAUCCCACCAAACAGGUGAUCAUGAACACGAUCAGGUCGAGAAUGAUAAUGACGGAACCGCUCAACCGGCAAUAUCAAUGGAAGCAAUUGAAGUCUCGCGCACGAGGCAGUUCAUCCUAGGUCGAUUGAACAAUUUCAUGCAUCUGCUCCCACUGAAACCGAUUCGUGUUUGUCUUAAGCUUGUUACGGAGGUUUGGAGGCGGAUGGAUGCGGGGCGGGAUGAUACUUUUUGGGUCGAUGUUAUGCUGGAUCAUCGGUGGGAGACUACUAUGGGUUAA
This is a messenger RNA of Penicillium antarcticum, 2136 nucleotides long. Its product is annotated as Zn(II)2Cys6 transcription factor. Gene Ontology annotation, cellular component: nucleus. The transcript has a single exon. Gene Ontology annotation, biological process: positive regulation of transcription by RNA polymerase II. Lineage: Eukaryota; Fungi; Ascomycota; Eurotiomycetes; Eurotiales; Aspergillaceae. Gene Ontology annotation, molecular function: zinc ion binding; transcription cis-regulatory region binding; DNA-binding transcription factor activity, RNA polymerase II-specific. Bases 1 to 2136 code for a protein of 711 amino acids. The record is from RefSeq and is a predicted model, not a curated record.